GCUGUCCAUCGUGCACAUGUGUGUAUGGACCGAUGAGUUCGGUCGAUAGGGCUACGUCUGUGUGUCUCACAGAUGCACUGUGGCAGCGCUGCGCUAUCUACCUCCGCCACUUCGUCGUGGCCGUCCUCCUCCACCCCCACCUGGCACAUAUGGGGGGUGGAAUGCACACAGCCAUCCAUCCAUCGACCGAUGACCCGCACAAUGAAUGGAAGCAGCUGGUCUAACUUGACCCCUCCGCUGUCUCGCCUUCGUCCGUCAUCCGCUGCUGCUGCUGCUGCUGCUGCUACUGGCGGGCUAUCGUCCCACUCGUUCCCCAACUCGCCAUCCACAUCUGCACACACACACACACACACACACAGAAAAGGCACACACACAUCCGGCUGGACACAAGACACACCCCGCUCACCCGCCCCCCUCUUGCCUGUGUUGGUGAACUCCACCAUUGGCUCGCCAUCGUCGUCGUCAUCAUGCUGCACACUGGGGCGCGGUGGGGCGGCGGCAGCUUCUGAGUGGGCCGAUCGCUUGGCGUCAGCCUCGAAGAACGCCCUGCAUCAAUGGGGAGAGAGAGCGAAAUGGACAAGAGCGGUGUGAUGAAUAUGUGGCUUGGUAACACACUUGAGUUUCCGUCUCUCCUUGGCCUCCUCGUCCGCCUGGAUCUUCUUGACCUCACGCAGCAACUUACUGCAUCAAACAAUACAAGCAGAGAGACAGACCAUGAAAUCGCGUUCGCCUUGGCUCCCUUCGUGCCCUCAAUGUCUGCCUUCCCUGAGGCACCCACCUGAGUUCUGUGUCGUUGGGUGCGAUGUCUAGUGCCAUGAUGACGUCCCUCUUGGCCUCACCGAAGCCCUUGCACUCCAGAUGGGCACGCGCACGGCGGUAGAGGGCCUUGACCAGGUGGGGGUCCACGGCCAGCACCUCCGUGCACCGGCGGAUCGUCAUGGCGUAGUCCUUCAACUCCAAAUAACACGCCGCUGCAAGAAAUCGACACAACAGACACACACAUGGUGUGGCGUAUUGGGCGUUCGUGUGCCUGCUACGGGGAUACCUCAUUGAGUUUGCACUUGGUAGCCAGGCGGUUCCUCUCCUCCUCUAUGGCGGGGCUGGGCGCCAUAAAGGCGAGGAGGCGGGCUGCCUUCGUGUACUGUUGCAGGGCGUCCAGACACUCCCGCGACUUGAAGGAUAUGUUGCCCUGGUGCUUGCAUGCCUCAGCCCUGUUGCCAUCACACCAACACACAAUAGAUGGGUGUGAGUGUUUGCUCUCUGGUCCUAGUCACCCACUCGUCAAGUCGCUGUUUGGCCUCGUCUGUGGUGCCGAUGGCCGGCGCUCCCUCGCCCUCUCCGUCGAUCUCGUUCAACUCGUCCUGCUCCGAGUCGCCAUCAAUGUCUGCACACACACACACACACACACAUACAUAUGAGUAAGACACCUAGCAAGGCGGGCUGGACACACCACACAGACCACUUACCCUCACCACUAUCGCCAUCGUCCUCCUCCGAGUCACCAUCCAUAUCUGUACACACAAAACACACACCGAUUCAUCCGACCGACACACUGAGGUGGAGGCGGCUGGCUGCACACGCACCCUCAUCAGCGACUUUCUCUUGCUGGUUGACCACCAUGUCUGCGAUGGUGCUGCCCAGCGGGCCGCCCACCAGAGAGGCGGUGGCGGGCCGGCGGUCCUUGAAGGCAGCCGAUGCAUCACCUACUGGCGGCUCGUUGGUGACGACAGAAACAGUCACUGCAUUCAGCAGAACAACACGUCAAAGGAUGGCUCACUCAGCAUAUAAUCUGCUAUCUUGUUCCCUCACCUAUGUUCGUCUUGUUCUGCGUGUUGUUGGGGAAGAUACACAGAUCGAUCCAUGCGACGAAUGGUCUGUCGAACGGCGUCAGCAGCAGAGUCCGAUACUCGAGAGGGGGAUGGCUACUGUCCACCCUGCUCGCCACGACGGCGGUGCAUCCGUUAGGGGGCUGGUGGGGCGAGUGGUUGAGGAGGCCGUCCAGCACACCGUCGUGAGCAUGACUGAGGAGACCAACACAUAACAGAGGAAGAGGCCCUGAUGGAUGGAUCGAUGUGUGUCUGUCUGAGUGUGGUGUUUCCUGCGUACCGGUCCACGUAAACCCAUGGAGUGACGCCCCAAUUCGCCACUGGAGGGGGCAGGAUCACCCUCAUGACGAAGGCCGACGCCGAGGCAUCAGUGAUCACCUCAGCACCGGCCGUCCAGCUGCCCCCCUGCUCGCGGAUUCGGCAUGUGACGGGCGGGUUGCCGUUGAUGGUGUGUGUGUGGUACGGGUGGGCGGGGGGGAGGGGGGGGUUGAUGUCCAGCUCGAAGCCCGGCUCGUCCUUGAUGGCACGCACACCGCCGCCCGGCUGGUCGAACAGCUCAAAACGGCCGUAGUGGCCGCCGAAGUUGACGUGUCUGCCGACCAUCUUCCACAACGCAAUCACACCCGCAUCGGCCAAAUACGCCUACACAGACAGACAGACAGACAGACAGCUGAGUGCCACCUACCCCGCCCCACGCUCAUCUGCCCACCUGUUUGCUAUCGUGACGCUGCAUGUCGGCCACAGCCAGUGUGAUCGGCAGCUGACAGAGGCCCCUCUGCCCCGCGAAGCGCAGCGCAUUGGCCACCUCGGUCCACUGCUGCGUGUCCAUCAGCCAAAUGGCCUUCAACACGAGCUUGGUCUCCAGCUGCGAAUCGAAUGCGAUGAUGCCGUGGAGCUGUUUGGCCGCCAGGCAGCGCCCCAGCCGAUUGCGGAGGACGGCAGCCGAGAAGUCUAUCUGCGAUAGGAAGGCGGCCGUGCAUCUGAGUAUGCCGAUAUCCUCGAGUGUGUGGAUGGCAUCCCGCCCCAGGCUGUGGAUGAAAUCGAUGGCCUCGUUCUCCCUGGCCGGCGGCAGGGCCUGUCGGCUGCUGGGCACCGUCACGUCAUUGCCCAUAGGCUAAU
This is a messenger RNA of Vitrella brassicaformis, 2945 nucleotides long. The record is from the annotation of a GenBank genome assembly. Lineage: Eukaryota; Vitrellaceae.